Cladophialophora immunda is the source of this 4078-nucleotide messenger RNA. RefSeq lists its product as uncharacterized. The record is from RefSeq and is a predicted model, not a curated record. Gene Ontology annotation, molecular function: transcription cis-regulatory region binding; DNA-binding transcription factor activity. Lineage: Eukaryota; Fungi; Ascomycota; Eurotiomycetes; Chaetothyriales; Herpotrichiellaceae. The transcript has 2 exons. Gene Ontology annotation, cellular component: nucleus. Gene Ontology annotation, biological process: regulation of DNA-templated transcription. The coding region runs from base 135 to 3917 and encodes 1260 amino acids.
AUCCGAUGCGGCACGUCCGCCAUGCACAAUUUUUCGCUUGACGCGCAUUUCAAUCCUUAUCUCAUCCCUCGUGGCCUCUGCUGGCCAUGCUUGUUCACAUAAUAUGAAGCACUUCUCCACGGUGUGCGAUUAUUAUGGGACAAACUCAAAGUCAAGAGUCCGAGUCUGCCUCGCCUCCAGAGUCUGAACCCGACGACCAAGAAUUUGACAUUUCUCAAAUCCCCGACGACCGAGACCACGCUUCGGCCCACAACUCUGAUGCUGGGCCUGAUCGCACUCCGGCACCUGCUCCUGAUGAAUCCGCAGGCAUGGCAAAGCGCUCCGGCCGCCACCACAGAGGGCAGACUCUGGCGGUGACACAGAGCGCGGAUGCAUCACGAAGAAAAUCCAAGAAGCGCAGUCGCAAGCGGCGGCUGUCGCAGAACAUACCGAGCGACGACGCGCUCAGCGAAGUCCCAAACCGCAAGUCCCCUCCUUUAACCCACGCUACAGAAAUAAAAUCCGACAGCCGACCCUUGAGAGAUACGGAACCAGAAACCUAUCACAUAUAUGCGACGUCGGAUGCAAGCGAUGCAGAAGAUGCGGAUAGCCAGAGACUUGUCGAGUCUAACGCAUUUGCGGCAGUCAAUGGAGGAAGUCAGAAGGAUGGAGAGGCUUUUGGCGUGCCUGCUACACAAGUGCCACCGCUCAGGGUGAACGAUGAAGGUCGGGUUCUAUGCCCUUUGGCGGAGGUCCACAACUGCAAAUUGACCUUCGGCUCGGGCAAGGCAGCCACGAGACAUGCCAAUGUCCACACGACGAGUUUUCAAUGUGGCGUUUGUGGGAAACAGAUGAGCCGAAAAGACACCCUCGCCAAGCAUAUGAAGCUGCACAGUGCAUUGCAGAUCGCAUCUGCUGAAGCCUUCUCAAAGCCGAAUGAAGAUCCUCUAGCCAAGAUGCCAGAGAGUUCCGAAUCUGCACAGCGGAACGUGUCAAAUGAGGUACACACCCAGGUCGAGGACGGAGAGCCGCCAGAAGAGGAUUCAAUAGAAUUUACGACUCAUCCAGAGAAGCUGGGAUCUAAGGAUCAUGGUCACAAUCUCGAUCUGGAUCCUCAGCCAGAGGGAAAUGACGGACUGGAGGUCGAGAUGAAUGAAGCUCCGCCUGAUGCCGAUGUCGCCGAAGUUGUGUCCGACCAACAGUCAAGCUCACCAUCCAGCGUCUUCGAUGAAGCAGAAGAUAUCAUUGUGAAAGAGACUCCGAUGCGGAAGGGGAAUCUCAAACGUAAACGGGACGCUGGAGAUGGUCCCCAACCCAAGCGACCAAGCCCAGAGAGAACCCGCAAACGAAGGAAGGGAACGCCCAACUCCCCGCCUACCUCCGUCCCCCCUAAUGAAACGACCAAGCCAGAUUCUCUGAAGUCAGGGGUGGCGGAUGCCCUUCAAAGCCGUCAAGUUACGGACAAGAUCGUCCCACGACUCCAGAAAAGGCAGGGGAGCAUGAAUGGCUGGGCUCAAAAAUACACACCAGGCUCAGGCCUCAGGCAUCCAACGCUCAAUCCAAAAUCACCACCCUCUCGCUCCGUUACGCAGCGGAUGGAAGUGGUCAUUCCGAAAACAAGCCAGGCUGGUCCUUCUAGCAUGAAGUCGAAGAAGAAAGACCUCGCGCUGGCGGACGCUGUAACGGGUGCCGACCGUGAGCGCUCUGAAGCUAAUGCCCUUGCAGGACUCAGCCGUAAGAAAUUAAGAAAAGCUCCUUAUGCGACACCAAAGGGCAAAAGGCGGGCAGAGCCUGAUGUGGACUACUCAACUCCGCUGAAAGAUUCUGCUGGCGGUGAGGUUGAUGUCUCUAACAGCGGCAGCGACAACGAACCUGUCGGCAUUGCAACGUCUGUUGCCAAAAGGACGUUUCCUGCGCCAAUAGCACAAAAACAAGGUCAGGAAGAGCACGAUGACUCGGACGUUGAUGCGGAUCCAACUAACAGGUCCGACGUCGAUUUAAGCGAAGCAGAAUCAGCCGAGAGAAUCGACAGAGUCACUAAAGCUCCGAGAUCCAAGCGAUCCGACAAUGGAGAUUCGCUCGAGUGCACCAAGUGUCACCGAAGAUUUGCAAACCGGGAUUUGCUCAAUAAACACUUGAAGAAACGCUCUGCGCAUGUGGGCUUGCAUAAGUGUCUGCAGUGUUCAGAAGAAUUCUGGGCGACCACUGCACUCGCCCAACACGAGAAGGACAUGGGCCACGGAAAGGGUAACGGCCUGCAAGGACGCACUGGCGCCUUCAGCCAGACCGAGGUCGCCAAGUUGAACGGGUGGAGAGAUCGGUUUUGCGAGCACCACAACAUCAGUCGGAUCCAGUUCAACGACAUGAUGACUGACACCAUGACGCGGGACAAAGGCAGCAGUUGGAACUGGCCGUUCAUUAAGCGAGCAGAAUUUCUGCAAGAGUAUCUCGGUGUUCUCCCAAAUCGGAACAAACGGUCGCUGCUGCGCUAUCGUGAACGAAACUUUCAGAAUGUCGAGGGGUCGAAGAACUGGACAGCUGAAGAUGAUAAGGACCUGAUUCGAUUGCACAAAGAACUAGGGCCAAAGUGGGCUGAGAUUGCAAAGAGACUGACGAGGACACUCGAUGCGGUCAGUCAACGAUGGCGGCAUAAAUUGCGAUACGGCGAAGUGGACACCGGUGAGUGGUCGAAAGCAGAGAACGCCAAGUUUCGCGAGAUCUUGGACGAGCUACGGCACGACUCGGACGGGAAGGAAUUGCAGGAUUACCGCAUCCCGUGGAACCAGGUCAGCGAAAGAAUGGGCACACGUUCCGCGCAGCAGUGCUCGAAUCAUUAUCGCGCUCGACAUUCGAAAAAGGAACGAGGCAGGUGGAUCAAGAUUGACGCCUUGGAGAAGAGCCUGGGGUCGAGUCGCAUUCUGACACCCUCGAAGAUGGAGUUGAGGCUAAGUGGAAAGACGGUGAGAACAAGAACUUCGAAGAAAGGUCUGUCGGAGGAGUAUAUUCUCGACGACGAUGACGACGAGGAUGGUGAUGAAGGUCCGGAAGAAGGGCAGGGAGAUGAUGAAGCUUCCGAGAACGACAAGUUGACAGAGGGUACUACAAAUGAGGACACUGGCAGUGAACGUGGGUCUGACUCUGAAGGAGACGUCGAGGUUGCGAACCAGUCGUCCUCGUCGGCCGAAGAUGGGUCGCCAGCUAGUGAGAUCUCUCACACAAGGAUUCCAGUAAUCACGAAGACGCCUGGUAAAACUCUGGGGUCAAGUCAACUCUUCGAGCAGACUCAAGCCAAUACUUCAGCACUGAAGCCUCCGCAAACUAGCGGCAGGAAGGCAAGACUGCAGGAAAGCCAGGAACGACCUUCGCCGAACAUUCCCAUCGAGCAGCGGCGACUGGAGUCGAGGUCUCCUUUGAAGGAAAUUCCUGUGCUGGAGAAUGGUGACUUGGCCCCCGAGCAGGAUGACGACGAGGACGAGAGCAAGAGCGGAAUGAGUGAUAAUGAGACAUCCGAUGACCGGGGCUCAGCUCAGCAGACUGAUGAGGAGCAAGACAUUACCUCUGAGGGUUCUGCCAAUGAAGACGAGGAUGUUGUCGUCGACACUGAGGCGGCAGAAACAGAAGAUGACGACGAUGACGAUAGCGACGACGAUAAUCCUGCAACCACGGAUGAAGACACGGACGAGGACGAUGGAGGAGACGAUGGAGACAACGUGGAUGAAGAAUCAUCCCCCGAGGAUGAGGAGGAUGGAGAGGAUGAAGAUUCUGAGGCGUCCGGUGAAAACAAGUCAAGUUUCAUGGACAGUAUCAACGAGUCUGCGAAACGGGCGAUGAUACGAAGCAGCCAGACUUUGAAGGGCCUCCCAGUCCCAGGCAUUGGCGGUCGUAACAAAGGAAAAUUGCACAAACUGGACCAAGAGGGCAGCGAUGAUGAGGAAUGAAGACGAAAGGGCUCCGUCGGCCGCCGAAGUCGUGUGGUCGAGAAGGUCGCCUCGAGACCACCCUAUAUACAGGGUAGUCCUUUAGUCACUGUCGACCAAACAUUGAUACGGUGCAACGACACCUUAGUAUAUGAUACCUCGGAUCAAAUUCCCAACCUUUA